AUGGUGUGGUACAUUGGGCGUGGGGCAGACAUUGAGCAAACAUCGGCAGCGGAAAUUUUCGAAAUCCAGAUCAGUAUCACAAACCCAAUUUCCAUGCUCGUUCAAACAGCUUGCCUUCAAGACCUCAUCCACAUUCCUCAAAUAGAUGAGCUUUUAUGCAGGCUAAGAUCUAACGAAGCCGCUUCUUCUUCGUCGUGGAUUACCGAUAAACUAAAUGGUCUUAGAGAUCUGUACAAGUUGGUUCAUAGUUUCCUUCAAUUGCCUAACACGCGGAAUUCCCUAGCCCAAAACUGCAAAGACAAUGAGUUGUUGAAUGGAUCUGUUAGGCUAUUAGAUGUGUGUGGCUUAGCCAAAGAUGCUUUGUUGCAGGCCAAGGAUGAUACCCAACAAUUUCAAUCGGUUCUCCCAAGAAGAAGAAGCGACGAUGCCGGGUUCGCAAAUGAAGCCAAGGCAUACUUAGCAUCAAGGAAGAAAGCAAACAAGUCUUUGAGAGAUUUAAAGAUCAGUAAAUGUGGCUUUGCCGAUGUUGAAGCUACAAUUAGCAUGUUAAGAGAUGUUGGAGUUACUUUCACGGUGCUCCAAUCGGUUCUUUCCUAUAUAACCGCGUCGAUGCCGGAACCGAAAUCGACCGGCUGGUCUUUGGUGUCAAAGUUGAUGCAGUCGAAGCGCUUAACAUGA
Molecule: messenger RNA, 678 nt
Organism: Hibiscus syriacus
Lineage: Eukaryota; Viridiplantae; Streptophyta; Magnoliopsida; Malvales; Malvaceae
Exons: 2
Coding region: 1-678 (225 amino acids)
Biological process (GO): shoot system development; root development
Source: RefSeq, a predicted model, not a curated record